Spea bombifrons (plains spadefoot toad) is the source of this 4587-nucleotide messenger RNA. It is a transcript of the gene DCP2, whose product is annotated as decapping mRNA 2. The record is from RefSeq and is a predicted model, not a curated record. Gene Ontology annotation, biological process: deadenylation-dependent decapping of nuclear-transcribed mRNA; nuclear-transcribed mRNA catabolic process, nonsense-mediated decay. Gene Ontology annotation, cellular component: cytoplasm; P-body. Bases 107 to 1357 code for a protein of 416 amino acids. Gene Ontology annotation, molecular function: manganese ion binding; 5'-(N(7)-methylguanosine 5'-triphospho)-[mRNA] hydrolase activity; RNA binding. NCBI's taxonomy places the organism in Eukaryota, Metazoa, Chordata, Amphibia, Anura, Pelobatidae. The transcript is spliced from 11 exons.
UUUUGUUGUUGUUUCGCUUCCUCCUUUCGCUCCUCCCUGCCGUGUUGUGUCUCCCAGUCGCCAGGCACCCGGACCGCGCUGUCUCCGGGAUGUGCCGGUCGCCAACAUGGAAAGUAAACGCGUGGAGGUUCCUGACGGAGUGCUGGACGACCUGUGCAGCCGAUUUAUUCUACAUAUUCCCAGCGAAGAGAGAGACAACGCAAUCAGGGUUUGCUUCCAGAUUGAACUGGCCCAUUGGUUUUACUUAGACUUCUGGAUGCAGAACUUUCCAGGCCUGCCUGCCUGCGGGAUAAGAGACUUCGCUAAAGCUGUUUUCCAGCAUUGUCCCUUUUUACUUCCAAACGGCGAAGACGUGCAGAGAGUCCUGAAUGAAUGGAAGGAAUAUAAAAUGGGGGUUCCCACCUAUGGUGCCAUUAUUCUCGAUGAGACCCUGGAAAACGUGCUGCUUGUUCAAGGCUAUCUAGCAAAGUCUGGAUGGGGAUUUCCGAAAGGCAAAGUUAAUAAAGAAGAAGCUCCUCACGACUGCGCUGCCAGAGAGGUGUUUGAGGAGACGGGGUUUGAUAUAAAGGAUCGAAUGUGCGUUGAUGACUACAUUGAGCUGAGAAUUAAUGAUCAGCUUGCACGCUUGUAUAUAAUUCCCGGAGUUCCCAAAGACACCAAGUUUAACCCCAAAACAAGGAGAGAAAUCAGAAAUAUUGAAUGGUUUCCGAUUGAGAAAUUGCCCUGCCAUAAAAAUGACAUGACUCCCAAGUCUAAGCUUGGUUUGGCUCCCAACAAGUUUUUUAUGGUGAUUCCCUUUAUUAGGCCGCUACGGGACUGGCUGCACAAAAAGCUUGGGGAUUCAUCUGAUAGCGAUAACGGAUUCAUGUCAACAGGGAGCACUCCAUCCAAACCCAAUGGGGAGAAGUCAAAGUCUAAGAUGCGUUGUGUUCCACAGUUUUCUGAGCUUUCUCCAGCAGACCAAUGGACAAAGGCCAAGCAACAACAAAACAACAAGCCUCACAGCAAUUUUAAUCCUGUAGAAAUGUCAGAAUUACUAAAGAUUAAGAACCUCAAGAGUAAUGGCAAAAAGCUGCACCAGGAUUCACCAAACCAGAAGAAGAAACCAAACGGAGUUCCCAGUCAGCACGGCAAACAGCCAAACAAUAAUGCAAAAUUGGAGAAAAAACUUAACCCCAGAAGACUUAAUGACACGUUUGAUAUCGACUCUGCGUUUGACAGCUUCUCCCCCGGUGAAGAACAGCAGAGCGAUCCCUCGGAAGAUGUUCUGGAUAUUUGCCAGUACCCGUUCUCCUCAAGAGCUUUCCUUGGCUUCAGGUUUGACCGGGAUGCGAUCAUGAAAUCGUGUGACCUCUGACAUAUUAGCAAGGCUCCCAGCUGCUAUGAGCAGGUUCAGAUCAAGCCUUACCCUCCUCAGGUUCUUGUUUAUCUCUAAAGGACAUGCCGGGAUUCACUGGUGGUUUGGAAAAAGUUCUGUUCCGAGGGCAGCACUUACUACAUGGUUCUAAUCCAUUUGUUGUCUCUCUCUUCUUGCACUGUAUUUUGCAAUAUUAUCUUUAUUUUUAUACACAAGUACCUUUUCAGUGUUUUGACUCUUCUAGAUUUGAGAGUGAGAAGAGUUAAACAAUAUACAUGUGCAUAGAUGUGUGUGUGUGUGUGUGUGACCUCUGACUCUCAAAGGGUUAAGUAGGUACUCAGUGGGCAUUGUCUAGAUGUAUAGAUAUUUCUGUUCUUAAGAAACUGGCUCUUCUUUCUUCUACUCCCUGAUGUAGAUGUGACAGGCCUGUUUAAUUGCGCCUUUAUGCAACCUGAGGCUUUCUUUCGAACUGCUUGUUUCAAACACGUAUGCACUUGCCUUCUCGGAUACACGGUGCAUGUGAAUAGACAGACGUGUGCCGCAGGCUGUGAUGGCUGCAUGCAGUCACCGUGCUAAUAGAACCUUCUCGGUCUUGUGUCUGUUUUUUUUAUUUUUAUUCAGUGAUUUAUUUUUUAUAAUCACGGCAAUUGUGAAAGCUGUGAACGGAAACAAGCAUAUGGAAAUGUUCGUGUUUUAAAUCUGCCGCUAACAAAAAGGUGUUGGGGUCUAAUGAAGUCUCAACAUAAGGAUUUUCUCUUGUGUGGCCCAUCCUGCUUUGGCCUGAUGGUGUAGAUAGGGAUAAGGGGAGCAACAUAGACACGAGCUGAUGCGGUCAGCCUGUGCAGCCUCUUACUAGGAUCAUGUAGCGGGAGAGUGCCUGUGUGUGACUGUAUGCCUGUGUGUGUGUGUGUGUGAGACUGUAUAUCUGUAUGCGUGACACUGAAUGCCUGUGUGUAUGGGUGCCCAUCAGACUACGGCUGUGGCAACAGUGGCAGCCACAAAAAAACUAAAUUAUUGGAACCAUACCUUCUCAGCUGGACUAGAACCCUUUAUUCUUGCCGAAGAGUGUAAGAGUCAUAACCGUAGUGUCUCCCCGCCACCCAGCUGCUUCCGAGAGUCCGUUGACAAGCUGGGGACAUUGGCACGUGGGUCGUAAGACUUCUCCUUUACUUUAUUGAAGACAUUAGACUCCAGCUGAUGUCACGGAUUUCUCCUUUCCAUGCGGUGUGACCGGUGCUGGGUUUUCUGUAGCGAUAUGAAUGUCUUUCUUUGCACUUGUUGACCAAUAUGAAUAUAUUAAUAUUAAUUCCAGUCCUCGCCAUGUGCCUCCGCUCCAGCACUGAGAUACUCGGUCAGCAGGUUCACUUCCAUUUCCUUCAGUACAAUUCAGUUAUCAGAAAUCCAUUUAUAUCCUUCGUACUCCAGGAUUUUACAUUUACAGAGCUGCGGGUCCGAGCCCUUUGCCUUUCACUAUACGGUAUAGUUUACAGCUAUGGUUUCUGUUAGUAUUACUGAUGAGUUUUUAUUUGCAAUGCCUUUGCUGGGAUGUCCUGUUUGCUGCCUUCUAGGACCGGAGUUGUGCCGCUCUGGUUUGGAAGCAGGAAUGUGGCCUGAGGUUUUCCUUUAUGUCGGUGAUUCCAGAUGCAGUCUUUCUCAACCUGUAGUACGUUUACCCCACGGGGCACAUCUGGGAGAAUCCAGUCCAUGGAUACUAUUGUAAUUUAUUAAAUGAAUCCAUUAUGGAUGAUGUUACAUUCUGAAUAUCUGAUAAACACAUUGGAUUUGCAAAUUCUGAUACUUUAUGUUAUGAGCAAGAGGUCCUGAAACGUUGCAGUAAGCGUGACUUUGUGUGUCUGAGAAGGAUCUGUGCAGACUAUCGAUGAGUCCUGUAGUUGGCAGCUUACCGUGUGAGGUACAUGAUUUGGUCGUCGGUGAUUGACUCCGGAUAUCUUACUGACUGCUUCUUGCACAAAGUCUCCAAACAUGUCUGAUGCAUUUGCUUUGUACACUGCUCUUCAUGGUGGUGAGAACAAGUUUGCAUAUCAUGCUAAGUAAGGUCGAUGCAGCUGGGAUUCUGGAUGUCAUGUGUAACUUGUGUCUUUAUCGAGAAUACUGUGAACGCCCCACGCAUUACACUAAUGUGCACAUUUCAGACUCGAUGAAUGGAGUUUGUGUUGUUUAGCAAACUUUAAAGAAGAGACCUUCCGUGGUUACUUUGGAUGGUGAACAGUUUGUAUCCAUCACAAGUAAUGUCUUUAAUGUGAAUCUCUCCAGAGAAGCUUCUUUGUGAAUGCAUGUAGAUAGGCCUUCAGCUUCCGCUUAUUGUUUUGUUUUAGUUUUUUUUCCUUUUUUUAACCCCUUCUGUACCGGUGACGUACCUGGAACUUCCUGGUUGGGUCGCCCACAGACCGGGGCGUACCAGGCACGUCAUCGAUGAUGCGCGAUCCAGCGAAUCACGAGCACGGAAUUAAAAUAUUUAACUAAAACUGCGGUCUUCAAGGGAUGACGCAGUACGAGAACGGCGGUCUUGAAGGGGUUAAUAUGCCAGAAACCUACCAUUCGCUUUGCACUGGUUUAUGAAGGUGGAUGCUAUGGUUGAGGUUGGGCCGAGCCAGUUCCAAAAGUAAUCACCUUCAUGUGCAGAAGGGGAGGAAGCACUUUAGCUCACGUUCUUCUCUUUCUGGCAUUGGCCUUGACUCUACAAGGCUUACCCAUCCCUCCUGGAUCGGAAUACGUGUAACGUGGAUCCACUGGUUUUGGUACCACGUGUACUACACGUAUCCAUAAUUCACCGCUAACGUUAUCCAUUGUGAUACAACACACAGCCCUCCCUUUAUUGUCUAUAACUGAAACAAUUAUGACACUGGCUGCAAAUCGAUUGACUGGCUUUUCUUUUUGUUUGCAUGUACAUUAUUACUUUUGGAACCCAAAUGGGUCAUUUUUAUAGGUACUUUUUGAUCUGUUCUUCAAGUGCCCCUUGCAUGGAAAAAAACAAAUCCGAGUAUUACAUGUACUGUACAUGAGACUGUAUUGUGUAUAUAUCACUCGUGCCUACACUUUUACUGAGUGCGCUGUUUGUAGUCGUUUUAUUUUUCCUUCACCCUGUAUUUAACUUUUCAUCUGUAUCCAUACCUGAUGAAGUCUUCAUUCCCUGAACUAUUUGUUUUUGCUCAUUCUUACCGAUCCCUACAAUAAUAACCAAACUGCAAUAAAAAAACUUUCCAAAAGCA